Chaetura pelagica (chimney swift) is the source of this 783-nucleotide messenger RNA. RefSeq names its product bridging integrator 3 (gene BIN3). Gene Ontology annotation, cellular component: actin cortical patch; cytoplasm. Lineage: Eukaryota; Metazoa; Chordata; Aves; Apodiformes; Apodidae. Bases 1 to 783 code for a protein of 260 amino acids. Gene Ontology annotation, molecular function: lipid binding; protein binding. The transcript has 9 exons. The record is from RefSeq and is a predicted model, not a curated record. Gene Ontology annotation, biological process: plasma membrane tubulation; endocytosis; actin cortical patch localization.
AUGGCGGGGUCGGGGGCCAAGAUGCUCCGGAUACCAUUCAAGAUCGGGCAGCCCAAGAAACAGAUUGUACCCAAGACAGUGGAGAGAGACUUUGAAAGGGAGUAUGGAAAGCUUCAGCAAUUGGAAGAUCAGACCAAAAAACUUCAGAAGGAUAUGAAGAAAAGCACAGAUGCAGACUUGGCCAUGUCUAAGUCAGCUGUCAAGAUCUCCUCAGACCUGCUGUCCAACCCCCUGUGUGAGCAAGAACCCAGCUUCCUGGAGAUGGUCACGGCCUUCGACACCGCCAUGAAGAGAAUGGACUCUUUCAACCAGGAGAAGGUGAAUCAGAUCCAAAAGACAGUCAUAGAGCCUUUGAAAAAGUCCAGCAGCGUGUUCCCCAGCCUGAACAUGGCAGUGAAGAGACGGGAACAAACUCUCCAGGACUACAAGCGUCUUCAGUCCAAGGUGGAGAAAUAUGAGGAGAAGGAGAGAACUGGCCCUGUCCUCGCCAAGCUGCACCAGGCCCGUGAAGAGCUGAGGCCAGUCAAGGAGGACUUUGAAGCCAAAAACAAGCAGCUCCUGGAGGAGAUGCCCAAGUUCUACAGCAGCCGCAUCGAUUACUUCAAACCCAGCUUUGAGUCCCUGGUCCGGGCACAGGUUGUUUACUACACAGAGAUGCACAAGAUCUUUGGGGACCUGACGGCGCAGAUCGACCGGCCCGGCCUGAGCGACGAGCAGCGGGAGAGGGAGAACGAUGCCAAGCUGAGUGAGCUGAGGGCCUUGUCCAUCGUGGCUGAUGACUGA